Messenger RNA from Cicer arietinum (chickpea), 1767 nucleotides. RefSeq lists its product as uncharacterized. The record is from RefSeq and is a predicted model, not a curated record. NCBI's taxonomy places the organism in Eukaryota, Viridiplantae, Streptophyta, Magnoliopsida, Fabales, Fabaceae.
CCCCAUAUUAAUACCAGUUUCAUGCUAACAUGAUGUGGUGUGCUGUACAUCAAACGUUACUCUUAAAUAUUACGUUAUGUCUAAUGAUUUUAAUCAUCUUAUUGCAACUAUUUUCAACAAUCUUACCAAUAGAUGUGUCUGCUCUCAGCAGGUACAUAAUUAUAAAUUUUCAUAAUUUGGUUAGCAUCAAUUUUAUUAUAAUAAGAGGAAAAAAAGACAGAGACAGCAAGGUGAAAUCUGUAUAAAACAAAUACAAGUUUAUGUCUUUAUGCAUCAAUUACAUAACCCAAUUGCCAUGCUUCAUGCUUAGACCAAUUUUCUCCACUCUCUCUACACUUUAUCCAUUCCUUAGCUUUUCUUUCUACCCCAUGUGCUAAAAGCAACUUCCCUUUUACUUACUCUUCCUUUUUGUUCCCUACAAUUUUAAAAUUACACAUUUGUGUUUCUUUAUUACUUUAGCAAUCUCUCUCUCUCUCUCUCUCUAUUUUAGCAUCCCAUUCUGAAGAAAAAUGGAGAAACAGAUGAAAAAAUGAAGUCUUUUGCAGCUGACAUUGAAGAAUUUCACCCAUGGUUCCUUGUUGGGUUCACCUAGAAUCAAAGUCACCUUUUAUUCAUCAGAUAAACUGAUAAAGAUCAGUUAUUUAACAAGUUUAGAUAAUUUGCUUCUGGUUCCGUCAUGAAGGAGUUUCCUUCUUGUUUUGGAGAAAAUGGUGUUCAGGUUGCAAAUUUAUCAUCCUCUUCAAGUAGUACCACAAGAGGAUCACAAAAUGUGGUUACUUGUAUCUAUCAGUGUAAAUUAAGAGGCCGUUCAUGCUUGAUUACUGUUUCAUGGACAAAAAAUUUGAUGGGUCAAGGCUUGAGUAUUGGAAUUGAUGAAUUGGGUAAUCAUUGCAUUUGUAAGGUUGAUAUAAAACCAUGGUUGUUCUCAAAAAGAAAAGGGUGUAAGAAUUUGGAAGUUGAAUCUAGUAAAAUUGUUAUACUUUGGGAUUUGAGCUAUGCUAAAUUUGGUUCUGGCCCAGAACCAUUAGAAGGGUAUUAUUUAGUUGUUUUGUUCAACAAAAAGAUGGUGUUGCUUUUAGGGGAUCUGAAAAAGGAAGCAUGCAAGAAGAUUGAUCGUGACAGUGUUAGUGUUAAAUCUGAUGCCAUUUUUAUUGCAAAGAGGGAACACAUUUUUGGCAAGAGAUUUUACUGUGUAAAGGCUCAAUUUUGUCACAAGGGUAAAGUGCAUGAUGUAAGAAUUGAGUGUGACACAUAUGUUGGGACUAAUGAUCCAUGUCUUGUGAUUAUAAUUGAUAGCAAGAUGGUGAUGCAGGUGAAGCAGCUGAAAUGGAAGUUUCGUGGGAAUCAAACUAUUUUGGUGGAUGGUUUUCCAGUGGAAGUGUUUUGGGAUGUGCAUAAUUGGCUCUUUGGAAAUACUAUGGGAAAUGCAGUUUUUAUGUUCCAAACUUGCAUUUUAGCUGCUGAGAAGAUGUGGUCAGGUCAAUCUGUUUAUGACCCUUCUGUUCUUAACUGGGCUUAUUCUCAGCAAUUCAGAGAUUCUCAGUUGCAAGGUCUUGGAUUUUCCCUCAUUUUGUAUGCUUGGAAAAAUGAGUAGCUAAUACAAGAGUUGAAUCUUAUUAUUGAGUGAUGAAGUUAUAUUGAUUUGAUUGAUAGCUACAGUUUUCAACAAUUAUGUGAUCACAUUACAUGAAAAUGCUAUUAUUUUCUUUGAUUCCAUUGUGUAUAUAUACAAGCUCUAUAUUAGCCUUUUCUAUUAGCACAUUCUGA